UCGCGAUGCUCCUGCUUCCCGUGACUCUUCCCGCUGCUCCGAGUUCGCCGGGCUCCGAACGUUUUUGAGGGGGGCAGAAUAAUUGUUGCGAAUAUUUGUGGUGAUGAAAAGUAAAUGAUUAUUAACGACAGGUACCGCAGAAACUGUUUAAGUGGUUGAUGGACGGAGCCCUUGUAAAUCCGUGACUCUUGCGCCACGUGGGAAAUACGAGCAAAAAUAUUUGAUUUGAAGCUCGAUAGCAAAGCUCCCCGACUGAAGAGACUAUGCAUCUGAAAUAGUGUGAUAUUAUCUCGACUUCUCGUGUUUCUAAGUCAAGGUUUAAUCAUGAAUGUGAGCGAAUCCAGCUUAACCGCUGAAGAAGCGGGUGAUAUCGAGUUCCACAAGAAUUUCCUGCUGACUACCCGAUUUUGGGUGCAAAGAAUACUCGUCCCUUCAAUCAUGACAAUCGGCAUCGUUGGCAAUGUGGUCACCAUUGUGAUUAUGACCAGAAGAAGAAUGAGAAGUUCCACCAACAACUAUCUUGCUGCCUUAGCUAUUUUUGACAUGAUGUACUUAAUUUUCACAUUCAUUCUGUCUCUUAGUCACUACCCGAGAAUUCCAGAUAGUGACCAUUUCGUAUAUUGGAGGUUAAAACCUUUUAUCCUCAUGCUCACAGAUACUUGCAGUAAUACUUCUGUGUGGUUGACUGUCACUUUCACUGUGGAAAGAUACAUAGCUGUGUGCCAUCCAAUGAAAGGUAAAGUAUUCUGCACUGAAUCUCGGGCUAAAAAAGCAAUAGUGGCUGUUUUUCUGUUUUGCUUUGCAUUCACUAUUCCUACCCCUUUUGAAUGGAAAGUAAUCGAAAGAACAGAUCAGACAACAAACCAUACAACUCUGGCUCUGGAUCACUCAGAAAUGGGCAAGAACUACCUCUAUAAGACCAUUUACUAUUGGUUAACUGUAGUGUUCUUCAUAUUCGUACCAUUCAUUCUUUUGGCCAUUUUCAAUAGCUUCUUGAUCCGAUCAGUGCAUCUGUCGAAAGUCCAGAGAUCAUCCAUGACCAGAGGAGAGAACAGUGACAACAGCCAAGAGAACAAGAUUACCAUCAUGCUGAUUGCUGUGGUCAUCCUUUUCUUCAUUUGCCAACUACCCACGGCUUGUCACCUAUUGUACAGCACCCUUCAUGAAAAUUUCGAUCUCAAACAGCUCUAUCUCCUCAGAGGCUUGGGCAAUAUCUUCAAUUUCUUGAUGUCGUUGAAUGCUGCUGGCAACUUCGUCCUGUAUUGUCUUUUGAGUCAAAAGUAUAGGAGAACUUUUAUCCAGAUCUUUUGUCCUUGUCUCAGAGAAAAAAGAGGCAUGAUGAAUUCUAUGUAUUACCAGAGUACGGUUUGCAGCAACGUCGACACGGAUAGUCCUGGUAGUAGCUCCAGUAGAAGGCUGAGCAACGCUAGAAUAAGCAAACUUGGCACUCCUAGGGGUAGCAGUGGUGACGUCGAUCAUGCAAGAAAGGACAGCCCCGCGGGAGGCUCACGAACAGUAUUUUUGCAGGUACCAAAAUGUUCUGCUUCAAAAGUUGUGUACGAAGAUGAUGACGAUGCAUUCACUGAAGACUCUAGUCAAGGUCAAACCUCUUGUGCUGGUCGAUGCAGGAAGAUGCUUCGUGGCCCCUGGAGACACCUAAAGCAAUCGAUGGGCAUCGAAGACAAGAAAACGCGAGAGCAAGUAAUUCCACUGAAAGGAGGCGGCAACAAGUGCAUUGUCAUAACUGCGCCUGAUGGGAUACCGGAUUCGUCUUCACAUUGGACACCGAAUUCUGCUGUAUAACACACCUGAUAUGAAAUUGUGCAUCUUGGAACUAUAUUUAAGCGAGAUGAUUAUCACCGAUGAAAAACUUUUGAAAAAUGUAUUUUGAUCUAGUACUGAAAUGAUUCGCUAAAAAGAAAGUGAGAUAUGUUUUUGUAACAUAAAGAAAUGAGAAUAUUAAAAGUAUGCACCCAUGAAGGAGACAGAAAUAUAAUUUGUCCAUAUGUAAAAAAAGAACAUUGUAGUAUUAGAUAUGCUAAUUUAUGUCUAUCUUUAAAUAAUCGAAGAAACUGAAAAAUUGAUGAGGGAAGAAUGUGUAGCAUCAUUUGGCUUUAAUAGACAGAAAGCAGCAAUAAAAAAUAAAACAUUGCAGAAUCUAUCUGUAAAGUUACAAAAAACUUUAAAUGCUAACUUGGUAUUUUAUUAUUAAAACUGCUAACAAGUCCACAUCCUUUGUAAAGUAGUAUUUAUAAGAACUAAGAGCUAAAUUCUGUAGGAUAGGCAUUGUUUUUUUUAUCAAGUAUAUUCGCCUAUUUUCAUUGCGAACUUUUUCAUUGCAAAAUAAUUAUUUCCAAAUGUCCCUUGUUAACAUAACGUAAGGUUGAUGAUGUGUAUCAUAAAUAUUACAAUGAUCAUAAUGUUUCUAUAGUUAUUAACAGGAACAUUUAUGUAUAAAAAUUCUAAAAACAUUGCUGACAAAAAUCAAAGUGCACAUACAUGCAUAAAGUUCUUAUAAUAAUGUAUUUUUCUAGUAUUGUAGAGAGAAUUUAACUAUGUCAAAAUCUUGUUAUAAUCCUAUGAGUAAAAUUCAUUUAUUGAUUCAAUGUUUUAUGACAAGUGGAAAAUUUGAAUGAUUUUGAAUUUGUUGUUUUGCAUAAGAAAUUGUUAAUUUGUCAAUGAUGAAUUAUUGAGAUAGAAGAAAAGCGAAACAUCUCAGCACUUCAGUAGCAAAAUUAACAAAAUACUUCUUGCAAUUGCCAAAACAUUUUUUCAAUAUAUUUUUUAUUUAAUUAAAAGUAAAUUUAAUAAAUUAUUUUUAAGUAGAAUAUGCAAUUAUAAACUAAAACAUAUCUAAACAAAUUUCGUAGCUCACUUGUGUAACACAUAUCAACAAUUGUUUCCAUGUAUGUUUGAUAAAUCUAAAAACUGAGCCCCACCAGAGUCACAGAAGUAAUGAACUAAAAUUUCUUCAAGGAAUUCACAUAUCCUUUACUAUUUACAUCAGUCUUAUGGAAUUUAAAAAAUAUUAUUCAUGGAACCAAUAUUUGUGUACCAUACGUCUAGCCGAUUUAAACUCGGUAUUUAUUAUGCAUAUUAUUACUUCACAUAAUUUUAUUUUUAUGUCAAAUGCAGUUCCCGAUUUAUUUGCCUUAUACAUUAUUUGAUAUGUGCUUAGUUCUUAAACAGAUUUUAAAAUAAGCAAAACUAACUAUUUGUAAACUAUUAACAUUAUCAGAGUUCGUUAAUAUUUAAAUCUAAUUACUGUUCAUUUUUUAAGGUUAUGUAAUGACUUUUAUUUCCAUUAUUAGUCAGAUCGAUUUUUUUAUCAGUUAGCUUACCAUACAGUGAGCUCCAUGAAAAGGCAACAAGCAUUUAUUUAUUCAAACACUUUACCUUGGCAUAUACUUUAAAUCACAUAAUUUCAGUAAGUAGGGAUCUUUAGCACCCAUUUAUAUUAAUUUAUUUAAAAUACUUAAAAUAUUUUAGCUCCUGUAGGAGGAAGGUUGCAACUGAAAGCAACUAUUAUUAUUAUUUACUAUUCUUAUAGUGUAAAAGUGUCAGUCUCACCUAUGAGCUCCAUGAAGUGUAACCUCUCUGAUUGCAAAAUUUGCAGAGAUAUGUAUAUUUCUAAAUUUGAAAAGGUUCAUCAGACAUUUUGGAAAUUAUUAUAGGAAGAAAUUAUUAUAGAAGUGCAAAUAUAUUUUUAAAAAAAACAGAAAAAUAUCUGUUAUACAUAAAUAUCUGCUAUCCAAUCCGUCAUCCAAUGGCCAUGAUUUAAAAGAAAUUUCGUCAUUUUGGAUGCUUUUGCUCAAUUUGAUAAGUCAAUUAUUGUAGCCAUCGACUUCAUCAAGAAAUUGAAAAUGUAGUCAAAGAAAUAACGAUUAGUAACUAAGAGUAAUAAAUUCUCAGAAUGCAAUUGCAUGCGCAAUAUUAAACUCUACCUAAGAGGAGGAGAGACUCGAUCGUUAAGGAUACAAGCUGCAUAAAUAAUUUUUGCAGCUUAUGUUUAUUUUCGUUCUAAUUGGUAUUUGCUUAUUUUUCUUCUCUUGAGAGUUAUAUGUUAAAAGAAAAUGGAAAACAAAAGAAACAAAAUCAGCUGGCGCUCUUAUCGCCGCUCCUUUUCCCAUCCAAGGUUCGAUUUAAUGCCCUUGAUUAUCAUUUUUUCCCCCUCCUUUUAUCGUCUGUUUGGGGCUCGGUUUCGUUUGUGUUUUUCUUCAAUGAAAACGUUUUUGGUUGCUGAAAUGAUAUUUUCUAACUGUCGUUUUUCUUCUUUUAGAAAAUGUUUGGCUAUUAUCAGUAUAAGUUCCAUCAAUAAUAUGCAAUUUUCCAACAGUGGAAAUAAUCUAUACAUGCUUUCUAAUAGUUUUUAAAUAGAACUAUUAGAAACUGUUACAUAGAAUUAUUAAACAAUUCUCCAUUUAUUCAGUUAGUCAUAUAAGAAAUUCUUAAAUUCCUAGAUAACAUCUUUCAUAACAAGCAAACAAUAUUUCAUUUGAAGAAUUGAUAUUUGAGAUAAUAAUUACAAUCGCCUUUAUGUUAACUAUGUAAUGAAUCAAAUUUGAUGCAAAAAAGAAAAAACAAUUGUAAAAUAUUUUCAGAAAAAAAUUUAUAUUGUUGGCGAAAUAGAUAAUUGGUAAUAUGCUCCGUAAACAUUAUUUCAUAGAAAGAUAUGUAAAAAGGCGCUAAUUUUUACAAAAAAUGUUUCCUCCACUCCAUAAUCAUUGAAACGUCUUACGCUUUUGAAACGCUCCAAAACAGUGCACAUAUGUGCACACUGUCUUUGUUCUCAUUACUUAAUCAUAUAAUAAUAAUUAAUUACGAUAUGUUGUAAAUACAUUAUAUACUAAAGGAUUAAAAAAUUCUUGUAAUCAGUGAUCCAUGUCUGUAUGUGCCACGGAGCAGCAAACAAACCUCAGAAUUCAAUACAGCAAAAAUUUCGUUUAAAAAAAUACCCUGUAGAAAAUAAUAUGCUUUGCAUUUACUAAAUGGACAAUUUUUAUAAAAAUAUUUCUGCAUUGUAAAAAAGAGAUCUGACAUUAUUUCGAGAUUCGUCGUAUCAAUAAUGCGAAACUUUAUCAUGAGGGACAAUUAUUUCUCAAAAAUGAAUCUCAAUCUCUUAAGGAAUGAUUAUUUACAAUAAAAAAAAAUAUUUACUUAAACCAUUAGUAAAUUUACUACAGUUACGUGUGAAAACGGACAGAUAAAUCAUAUUUUAAGGCAGAGAGAAUAAUAAUUCAUUAAUAGAACAGAUAAUCGAAUAACACAACUGAGAGUCUGAAUGUUUCAUCAAGGUGUAUUAAUAAACCUUUUCGUAGAUGUAGAAUGUAGAUGGCAGCGGCAGUCGCCCUUGAUCACCAUUAGGGAUAUGUUACGCACAUGGCGACAGAGCUUGUAAACAUUCCACUAUUUAAUUUCAAUAUCUUGUCAAAGCUAUUGUUCAUAUUAACAUUCUGUUGCAGAAUAACGUUAAAUUUGCUGAUUCCAGGUGUACAUAUAUAUAUAAUAUAUGAAAUGAAACUUGUCUAUUUGUCGCAGAUUAUGAGAAAUCAUCUCUAUUCGGUGCAAAUGUAGUUAUUUCAGAAAAUAGAUGUUGAUAUAAAAGGAUUGCUUGUGUAGUUUUAGAAACGGCACUCCUGAAUAUAUAAGACAUUUUUCACCGACGGCUUAGAUUCCCAUGAUUUCAUUCUAUUGACUAAAAUUUAAGAGGGUAAGUAUCAAAAAAGGAAAAUAUUGAACAAUCUUUGUAAAAAUUGUUUUUUAUUGUAAAGUAUUCACCGUCUUAUAAACUAUUAAAAUAAUUUUCUAUGGUCAAGAAUUGUUAAACAUAUCAAAGACAAACGUAUCAAAAACAAAAGUAUUGACAGCCAUUUAAGCAACAAAAUAACUAAGGAUUGUCGCUUUAUUAAAUUGAUGAGAUUUCGAAAUUUUUCAUAAUUUCACUACGCAUACUGUGGAUUUAGUACUGAACUCCCGAUAUCGUAAAAAAUGUUAUACCUUUGAUGAUAUUUUGGCUGUAAUAUCUUUUGAUGAAAAAUGGUAUUGAUCAGAUAAAUUUUUCUUUUCUUUACUCGGUAUAGGUAUUUAAUUUUCAAUAUUAUAUAGAAAACGCAAAAUAAAAUUAGUUUUAAAUAUACAGUACAAUAUCAUUUCAUUUUAGUUGUUUUCUUUUCAGUCUUUCAUUUAUAAUCCGUAAUAUUUAUUAAGUGUUAUGGAAUCUCCUUAUGAAUUUCUUACAUGAAAUUACUACAAGACGGCGGCAUAUUUACGGAUUCAAAAUAAAAUUAAAUUUUAAUAGAUUAGUUGAUUCUUAAAUUUUUAAAAUAGCUUAGUUUAUAGAGGAACGCAAGUCUAUAAAAUUUGGAAAAUGUAAACUUUUUGGGAAUAAUUGGAAAAAUCAAACAUAAAAGAAGUUAAACAGUCGAAUGUAAAAACAUAUGCCAAAUCAUAGUACAGUGCAUUCCCGAAUAUCCGGUUCGCUUCUAUCCGGCUUCCGCACUAUCCCACCUAGUUUUCUUUGUCGUAAUUAAUCAAAGAAGGCAAGGCAUUGCAUUGGAAACAUUGCCAAGGCAUUAGAAGCGGGCGUCUCCUACGUGUCGUGUGCAAAAUACAAGCUGUGACAGGAAAAGAGCAGCGUUCUGCUUGUUGUUCAGUGUUUCGUCAGUGUGUAACGGAUCUCAUUUGUUGCCGCUGUUCCUGAUUAUAACUACAUAGUACGUAUAUAAUUCGAAUAUUGUUCUUGGGGUAUUAUUAGUGUUCUUUUAAGUUACCACAGCGAAGAUUUCAAAAUAAGUGAUAAACGAAAAAAGGUUUUAGCGACUCUGGAAGAGAAAUUACACGUUAAUUACGCAAUAAGUAAGAUAAUACGUAUUAUAACAGUAAGUUUGAGUAUAAAAAUUUUGCCUUCUGGUAUUGGUGGGCGAAGAAAUGAGUUCAUAGAUCUCCAGCCUAUCCGGCUUUUUUUUGUCAUCCGGUCCGGCUUUCCACCACAAUAAGCCGGAUACUUGGGAGUGUUGUAUUAUUUUUCCUAUUAAACAUUUGUAAAUUAAGUUGAACUUGGGGGCUUGCUAUUAUUCAUGGACAGGAAUGGAUCGAUUUGCAAAAUUCUAAACUGCGUCUCUUCCUUAAUCUGAAGAUUCUCAUCCCAAUUAUAUAUUUUAUUUUUUAUCUAUCCAAAUACAUUUUCUUAGCUCAUUAUUAAAACAAAAUGUGUUAUCGUGUCCCUAAAGUACUUCUACAAUAUACUUCUUGUAGCACCAUUAGAAGUACAAACGAGUCUAGUCACUUUUUUAAUAAAGUCAGAAAUAUUUGCUUUCAUCUCAGUGUUAAAGCUUAUUAGCAAAAAUAUCGAAUCAGUGCACCAUUCGUAACCGAUUUCGGCGGCCGACGUGAAUAAAGGACGCCCAGGUCACUAUUGCACAUUAUUGGUUCUGCACAUGACUUUAUGCUUUGUAUUAAGAUAUUUAAAAUGCUUAAAAUUUGCAAUACAAAUAAUGCUUCUUAAGUUAAAUAAGGGAUAAAUAUGUUUUUUUGCUUCAUGAAUUCGGCAAUUAAUAUGUGUAACAAGGUCUCACAAAAACUGUAGUUUAUUGCUUUUCGAUAUAAAUUUUAUGAUCAUGCUAAUUUACAAAUAUAAUUAAGAGUUAAUUCAUAAUUGCAUGUUUAAUAAAGCGCUUGAACUCAUAAAUUACAUGGUUUAUAAAUAGAAAUGUAUCACAAGCAUUUGUACUUGUGUUCCGCUUCUGAAUUUCUCGAUUAUUGUGAAUGCAAGAUACUAGUCAGGAAACUCGAGUUUAUUGUGUUUGCCAAUGAUUUUCUUUUCAAAAUAGACUCUUAAUUUACAGUAAGAACACUUACUUAUAAGCUAAAUAUAGUUUUUAAAUUCUUAAUGCUAGUAACUGCAAUAUGAAAAAUAUUUUUAAUGUGUUUUGUCAUUGACAUCUGUGACCCGCAUGAAAAUGUAGAUAUCUGACAAAAGCUACAUAUUAUUGUCUCUGCACGACUUUCCAUUUAUUUGAUAGAUAUGCAUGUUACAUAAAAAGGAACACGAAAGGUGCCAUAUGAAAUAGCUGUUAGAUAGAAAUGCAAAUUAACUUCAUUUUUUACCAUUGUUUUUUUUCCAGUUAUAGAUGUAGGUACAUGAAUACAAUUCGUUACUUGUAUGAUAGACAAAGACGAAUUUGAAAUAUGUUAUCUGUUGCACGCCUGUGAAACUAUUUGUAAAAAUUCUCGAAAUAUAUCAAUAAUUUUGUGUUGUUUGAAAUAAAGUAUGAUUUUUACGAA
This is a messenger RNA of Argiope bruennichi, 8283 nucleotides long. Its product is annotated as FMRFamide receptor-like. Gene Ontology annotation, molecular function: G protein-coupled receptor activity. The record is from RefSeq and is a predicted model, not a curated record. The transcript is spliced from 3 exons. Gene Ontology annotation, biological process: G protein-coupled receptor signaling pathway. Lineage: Eukaryota; Metazoa; Arthropoda; Arachnida; Araneae; Araneidae. Gene Ontology annotation, cellular component: membrane. Bases 325 to 1803 code for a protein of 492 amino acids.